This is a messenger RNA of Xenia sp. Carnegie-2017, 2781 nucleotides long. RefSeq names its product tRNA (uracil-5-)-methyltransferase homolog A-like. Gene Ontology annotation, molecular function: RNA binding; RNA methyltransferase activity. Lineage: Eukaryota; Metazoa; Cnidaria; Anthozoa; Malacalcyonacea; Xeniidae. The record is from RefSeq and is a predicted model, not a curated record. Gene Ontology annotation, biological process: RNA processing. The transcript has 24 exons. Bases 661 to 2496 code for a protein of 611 amino acids.
AAACACAGAGAUCAAACCGAUAGGAUGAGAAAGGCCGCUGACGUGGGAAGCAAAAAACCUAUUAAGAUCUUAUCCUCGGCUUUGUGUACUAUCUUGAGAAAGAUAAAAUUAAUUGAAUAGACGUUAAUAUAAAAAAGAUGGUAAAUUGGUAAUUUUCACUAACUUUGGUUUUCAUCGGCAAGAUUCAUUCAUUGCAAUAUGCGUUCGAUCUUGGUGUUCACAAUUUUCCUGGGCACACUGCUUUUCGCUACACAAGAGAUAUAUGGAUUAGCUGUGGUCAUCGAUCCUAGAAAUGGAAAAAGAGAACUUAAAAUCGCUCGCCAGCCACCAAUUCAUCAUGACUUGAAGACAUACUUGAAGCUAUAUCAGAAGUUUCAGAAAAUGAAAAAGCACAUCUCUGGUAGUGGGAAUGAUCAGAUAAAGAGCACCAAAUGAAGAGAUAACUUAGUGCUAUAUGUUAAAAAUAACUAUGUUAAAAAUAACAGCUUGAAAAUGAAUAAUAAAUCAUUUAAUUAGCUUCUAGUUGAUUAAUAAUAAAUUACUUCUAACUACUACGCAUGCGUUCAAAAUGCAACAUGGCGAACAAAUUGUCGUCUUCCAAACUUCAGUCUAGUUUGUAAUGUUCGAAAAGUUUCGUAAACUAUCGAAAGUGUAUCUGAGAUGGAAUCCGCAACUUGCAAUAAAGAUGACGGUAAAUUUAGUUUAGACAAGGUCACGGAUAGCAUGAUCGAAGCUGAAACGACGACUUCAUCCAAGUCCAACGAGAAUCAAAGUGUGUUAACUUAUAAUUGCACGAAUAGACAUUUUACCACGGAAAUAUUUAAGAUCGAGAUUGGCAACCUUCCUAAAUGCUAUUCAAUUAACAAUCUAAAGAAAUUUCUCGUGAAACUUAAUCUUCAACCGAAGAAAAUCAAAAUGGUACCCAAGCGAAAUUUCGCUUUCGUAACAUUCAAAUGCGAAGAAGAUAGACAGAAUGCAUUGAAAACCAUAGAAAACUUUGAAUGGAAAAAGAAAAUUUUAACAGCUAAGGUCGCGAAAGCAAAGGAUGAUCCAUAUGAACAGAAAAAAUCGCAAGGCAUGGAUGAAAUCAUGCAACCCUUGGACACUGAAAAAGAUCCCCAAAUAUCAAAUGUCAAUCCAUUGGAAAGAAUACGGGAUGUUGUUACUCCAUUGUGGAAUAUGUCUUAUGAAGAGGAACAGAGUUUGAAAUGUGAACUAAUGGCAGAGGUUUUAAAGAAGCUUGGUAAAGAACUUCGAUCUGUUGAUGCAGCGAAAUGGGUUAGGAAAAAUAGAUGUGAACAUUCUGGCAUGUGCUGUCCUUUGGAAAAGUUGUGUCCUUCGCCUAUCUAUGAGUCGUAUCGAAACAAAUGUGAGUUUACAAUUGGUCCUGGAGUGAAUGCUAUUGAUAAAAAAAUUGGAUUCAGACUAGCGGCUUACAAAGAUGGAAAUUUUGCUGUCGUUGAACCAUGGCUGUGUUCACAUAUACCUCAGACAAUGAAGGAUGCGGUGAAUCUAUUUCAAAGAUAUAUCAGUGAAUCACCGUUGAACGUUUUUGAUCCCGGCACAAACGAAGGAUUUUGGAGACAACUUACAGUGAGAGUGAAUAGAAACGACAAUAUUAUGUGCAUUGUGCAGUUUUCGCCACAGCAAGAUAUGUGUGAGAGUACGGUUGAAUCUGAAAUUGAGAAACUGAGGAAUUAUUUGAAGGAGCAAAAUAAACUGGAAUUGACGUGUGUUUAUGUUGAAAUUACCUGUGCCAGAAAGGUUGACGACGAAAGUAAAAAUGUUUUGAGGCAUAUUUUAGGAGAUAAGCAUAUAUUUGAGGAUCUGGGUGAUUUGAAAUUCCGCAUAUCUCCUCAGGCAUUUUUUCAAGUCAACACAAGAUGUGCCGAGAUUUUAUACGACCUUAUUCGGGAAUGGAGCGAAAUAACAUCAAACACGGUCAUAUUAGAUGUAUGCUGUGGUACAGGAACUAUUGGUUUAACUAUUGCGAAGAACGCAAAACGAGUGAUAGGCAUUGAGUUAUGUGAGGAAGCAAUUGCAGAUGCAAAGUUCAAUGCUGAACUGAACGGUAUGCGGUUUGAUAACCGUUCCCUCACAGAAUACAACAUACCGCGAAUGGCUGUUUCCCCAUUUUCUCUAGGUAUAAGUAACGUCGAAUACCAAUGUGGCAAAGCCGAGGAUGUUCUGGUGAAAACAACGUCUACUCUGGAAGCUCAAGAAUCACAGGUCGUCGCCAUUUUAGAUCCACCAAGGCCAGGAUGCCAUGCCAAAGUAUUACAAGCUGUGCGACGAUGUUCAAGAAUCAACAAGUUGAUCUAUGUUUCUUGCAGUCCGAAUUCUGUGAGAAAAGAUUUCAUAGCGUUGUGUCGUCCAACGUCAAAGCGUGUGAAAGGCGAUCCAUUUCAGAUCGUGAAAGCUCAACCAAUCGAUCUCUUUCCUCAAACUCGUUGCUGUGAACUUGUUGUUCUUCUUGAACGCCAAAUCACGUCUUGAAUGUCGGUUUUAUAUUCAUCUGUAAAACUUGUAAAGAACACAGAAAAAAAAAGGCAGAAAUUUUCCCAGGGAAAAGGUUGAGUAACAAAUGGUUGUCGUAGCUAUAUCUGUGCUGAUAAUUCUUGUGCGUUUAUAAAUUUAUUCAUCAAAAAAGAAUUGUUUUUGUUGGUUGAAGAAUUUUCAUGAGGGACUUAUAUGACGGCUUCAAUUUCUAAACAUGCGUUGAGAUACUGCAUAAAGUAUUUCAUUCUAAGAUAAACAAUUCAUUACAAGCGUACUCAUAUA